This is a messenger RNA of Pygoscelis adeliae (Adelie penguin), 1103 nucleotides long. RefSeq names its product G protein-coupled receptor 174 (gene GPR174). NCBI's taxonomy places the organism in Eukaryota, Metazoa, Chordata, Aves, Sphenisciformes, Spheniscidae. The transcript has a single exon. Bases 123 to 1103 code for a protein of 326 amino acids. Gene Ontology annotation, biological process: phospholipase C-activating G protein-coupled receptor signaling pathway; positive regulation of Rho protein signal transduction. Gene Ontology annotation, cellular component: membrane. Gene Ontology annotation, molecular function: G protein-coupled receptor activity. The record is from RefSeq and is a predicted model, not a curated record.
CACGGAUGCCAGGGCUGAACCUUUUUAUUUAAGCACCGACAACCUGAGGACAACCUGGCUGCAGGACGCGAGUGAGGAACAUGUUAUCAUGCCGGGGCUGAGCACGGAUCUGGAGCACAACCAUGACGAACGGUUCGACCUGCAACGAAACAGACCUCAAGCCUUUCUAUGCGAUUACGUACACUUUCAUCCUGGUCCCUGGGCUAAUAGGAAACACAUUAGCUUUGUGGGUCUUUUACGGGUACAUGAAAGAGACUAAAAGGGCCGUAAUAUUUAUGAUCAAUUUAGCCAUUGCCGACUUAUCGCAGGUUUUGUCCUUGCCCCUGAGGAUUUUCUACUACUUGACUGGGACGUGGGAAUUUGGAGGAGGUCUCUGCAUGCUUUGCUUCUACCUGAAGUACGUCAAUAUGUACGCAAGCAUCUACUUCUUGGUUUGCAUCAGCGUAAGACGAUAUUUGUUUCUUAUGCACCCAUUCAAAUUCAGCGACUGCAAACGCGUCUGUGAUGUGUACAUCAGCAUCGUUGGGUGGGUCGUGGUCUGCGUUGGCUGUUUGCCUUUCCCGCUUCUCAGACUUCACCAGGGUGCUAAAAACACGUGUUUUGUGGAUCUCCCCGUGAUGGAAGUUGACCUUCCCAUCUCCAUCGCAAUGAUGACGAUAGGUGAAUUGGUGGGGUUCGUAACACCCCUACUCAUCAUCCUAUACUGCUCGUGGAAGACUAUCUUAUCACUAAAAGAAAAAAAUUCUGCUUCACAUGACCUUGGAGAGAAAAAAAAGGCUUUAAAGAUGAUUCUCACCUGCGCUCUGGUAUUUCUGAUUUGCUUUGCACCUUAUCAUAUCAGCUUUCCACUAGAUUUCUUUGUCAAAACCAAAAAGAUUAAAAACGGGUGCGUCCAGAAGGUGAUCUCGGUGUUUCACGUUGUAGCUUUGUGCCUUGCCAGCUUGAACUCCUGCGUGGACCCAGUCAUCUACUACUUUACUACAGAUGAGUUCAGGAGACGCCUUUCCAGGCAGGAUUUGCAAGACAGCGUUCAGCUCCACAACCUCAGUUACGUGAGGAAGCACUCCAGGGAUGUGCUCAGGGAGGACCCCAUGAACUACUAG